AUGUCGAGCCUGUCCACGGAGUUCAUUGAUGCGUGUGCACGUCAACUGGGUGGCAAACGGUUGCAAGUCAAAUUUUCAUGGGAAGAUUCUCAAUUUGAGCAGUUUUUGUCAAAGAAGCCACGGCAGAUUUUGAUAGCACCUGACUGGAUUGACCUCCCAGACGAUGAUGCUGUUCGGAGAGACGCAAUUCCGAAACCAACGCGCUUGAACAAGUUCAAUGUCAAGCGCCACAUGUCCGAAGUGUCAUGGGUAGCUUCAGAGAACCAUCGUUUGAAUUUGGCUUUACAAUGUUGGAAGGUCAUUGUGUUGGACAGCACUUCCAAUACUGAUCUGGGUAAGCUUUUGAUGCAAUGCAUUGAACAUGGCAAGAGCGAUGACUACAUUUGGCAGGUCAUCAACGAUGCCUUCAGAGCUCAUUCACUGGAUGAUGCAGUGAAACUUGCAGCAGUUCAUUUGAAUGCAAAUCACUCUUUGAAUGUCAGAAAGCCAUACUUCAGUGCUUCUCUUUUUGACCUGGAAGCCAGUGAGAUGGAUGACGUUGAGUCGGGACCUCAUGAGUCAGAAUCAUUUCAGAUGUCUUGCAAUUUCCAUGAUGAAACCACUUUAGAUGAGUUGAAACGUCACACCUUGGAGACUGGUUUUGAGCAGACCUUUUCUUUUGAGUCUGGUGACGUGAGUGAUGUCAGCGAUGCAGCUGAAUCGGCAGAAUCAUCGACAGACUCAGACAGCCAGUCUGAUGACAUGGAACGUCAAGCAGUUUUGAACGGCGAGAAGAACGCCAAAGACUUGGUUCCACCCUCAGAUUUGGCAGGCAAAACUUGUUUCAAACAUGUCAAGUCACACAAGCUUCAUUUUGUUGAGCGCUGCAAAGAUGGUGUGAUGAUUUUUAGAUGUGGCCGUAGAUGCAAUGACAAUUAUGUGAAGUUGGCAACAGUGCCAGCGUUUGCAGCACGUGGCUGCAUGACUUGCUUUGGGUGGAGCGACAAGAUUGAUGACGAAGUUGGCAGCCCAGAUGAAUGA
Molecule: messenger RNA, 1020 nt
Organism: Cladocopium goreaui
Lineage: Eukaryota; Dinophyceae; Suessiales; Symbiodiniaceae
Source: the annotation of a GenBank genome assembly